Messenger RNA from Zootoca vivipara (common lizard), 2505 nucleotides. It is a transcript of the gene MRPL38, whose product is annotated as mitochondrial ribosomal protein L38. Gene Ontology annotation, cellular component: mitochondrial large ribosomal subunit. The record is from RefSeq and is a predicted model, not a curated record. NCBI's taxonomy places the organism in Eukaryota, Metazoa, Chordata, Lepidosauria, Squamata, Lacertidae.
GCGAGGGCUUUCCAGUAGAGCGACGCCGUGGCCCGCAAAAUGGCGGCGCCCAUCCUGAGUGCUGCGCUGCAUGGACUACGGAAGGCUAGACCUUUUAGUACUUCUGCUGUUCUCUGGAAAGUGGGAGUACCUCUUGGGCCAAUGCCUAAUGAAGAUAUCGAUGUUAGUAAAUUGGAUGUGCUGGAAAAGUACCGUGUCUUCACUCGCUACUUCAAGGAAGCAGAGAAAGCACAAAAGAAACCUCAGUGGUGGAAAACCUACAGGAAAUAUGUCACUCCAAAGCAAGAUGAAGAGGCGAAGAUAGACAUCGGGCUACCUUAUUCUCCGCCAGCAUGGAAAAAAACACUUAAGGAGAGAAAAGCUAUAAUGAAACAGAAUCGAGUGGAAUUGGAAAGACCAUCCCGCCUCCGGAAAUUGUUGAUUCCACUUGAUGAUGUCAGAGCUGAAUGGGAGAGAACCUUUGGCCCAUCCCACAAGCAGCGAGUGGCAGAACACUAUGGACUGUACCGAGACUUGUUUGAUGAUGCCUUCUUUGUUCCCCAAGUUCCUUUAAGGGUGGAAUACAAUCAGGAUGAUGAAUACGUUAUGCCAGUUUAUCAUGGGAAUGUGGUAACACCCACAGAGGCUUUUAACCCUCCCAGAGUCUCAUUUGAAGCGGAUGAAGGAUCCUUAUGGACUCUGCUGCUCACCAACCUAGAUGGGCACCUGCGUGAUGCCGAUUCAGAGUAUCUCCACUGGCUGGUGACAAACAUUCCAGGAAACAAAAUGGAGAUGGGCAAGGAGAUUUGUCAUUACUUCCCCGCGUUCCCCGCCAGAGGAACUGGAUACCAUCGCUUCGUCUUCCUUCUCUUCAAGCAGCUCCAUCCCAUUGAUUUCACUGAAGAUGAGCGGCCCACGCCAUGCCACAGUCUCCAGAUGAGAACAUUCAAGACAUUCGACUUCUACAAGAAGCAUCAGAGUGACAUGACACCUGCAGGGCUGGCAUUUUUCCAAUGCCAGUGGGAUGAUUCAGUUACACGGGUCUUUCACCACCUUCUCGACAUGAAGGAGCCUGUGUUUGAUUUUGUGCGUCCCCCUAAAUAUCAUCCACCGCAGAAGAAGUUUCCACACCUCCAGCCUCUGAGGUACCUGGACAGAUACAGGGACAGUGACGAGCCUACCUAUGGCAUUUAUUGAAAUGUCUUGAUACUCCGCUUGAUACCCUGGACAGAGCAGCCGUGGCGCAACAAAGAACCAUCACUUUUAUUCACUGGGAAGAGAGAGGUGCAGCUUGCAUCUAUCUUGUCUAUCUCUCGGAGACUCUGUACUUGCAAUGAAGAAGCAGGCAAGCUGUGUCCAGAGGUCCAGGGCUAUUCAGAAGCCGAGUUUCUGCCUCACUUUCUCAGGAGCCAGACACCGUCCAUCAAAUGUUCCGAGCAAAAAAGUUUUCUUUCUCUCUCAUCAACUGCUGGGCCAUUUCAGCAAAAUAGCCUCACCUGAAUUGGGAUCAGAUAAUGCAUGAAAUCUUGCAGAGCAUUGAGUUGGUACUGAAAUGCUGGACCAUGUGUUGUCUUUAAAGUAUGAAUAAACAUUCUUUUAAAUUCAUGCUGGAACUAUCUAAUACAGGCAUCCUGAAACUUCGGCCCUCCAAAUGUUUUGGACUACAAUUCCCAUCUUCCCCAACCACUGGUCCUGUUAGCUAGGGAUCAUGGGAGUUGUAGGCCAAAACAUCUGGAGGGCCGCAGUUUGGGGAUGCCUGAUCUAAUAUAUCAACUGCUUCAGUAACUUCAAGCAGCCUUUCCCAACCUAGUGCCCUCUGGGUGUUUUGAAUACAACUUCCAUCAGCUCCAUCCAGCACAGUCAUGCUGGGGCUGGAGUUGCUGGAGGUUACAGUCCAAAACAUCAGGAGGCCAUCAGUUGGAGGAGGUUAUUCUUAGGUCAAGCAGACAUCGUACCUUUUAUGUUUCUGAAGGGCAUCCGUGUUGUGACACCUUAAGAGAUUAAACCUUUGGUUAGUGGCAUGAACCUUUCAUAAGCAAUGCCUGCUUUGUGAAAUGCAUGAAACAGGCUGUGGAACUAGUUGAUAUAUGUUCAUAUGGUUUAAACGAUUUGUCGGAAUUAAACCAAAUGAAAUGAAUGAAUACUAAGAUGUGUGUGCUUCUUGCUUUGCCAUUAAAAUUAGUUCUUACUCCCCCCCCCCUUUGGUAUACUGGUAUACUGGUAAACCUAUUUUGCAUAGGUGAUUUCUUUAUCUUCUGGGAAGCACAGGAUCAUCUCAUUUCCUCAUUUUUCUUUCCAUACAAACAUGAACCCUUUUAUUCCUGCAUGGAUGACUGCCUACCUUUAUGUUUGCAAGUCUGAUAGGAAGGUUUGGAUUGACCAGUGUGUGCUUAUGUUCCUUAUUCCAAAAUAUUGUCCUGCAGAACAGUUGCGUAGCAUUUCAAUAGCAAGCCCACAGUUGAAGAGUGCCCUAUCUUUUUAAAAAAAACAUUUACUGCACAAGUUAUUCAUCUGCAGGUUAUAAAC